UGUUUUAUUGUUGUGGUGCAGCUGAUUAGAAAAAAAAAACAAUACGAAUAAGAAUAAUAAAAGCUGCAGAAGAAUAAAACAAUAAAAGAAGGCAGACUGUUUUGCAUUUGAAAUCGACGCUCUAUUGAAAAACUGUUGUUCUCCACUAGUGCGUGUUCAAAUCUGAGGGGAGUAUAUUAGAGCCCAGAGUCGGCCAGAGUUUUAGUUUCUAAGCGAACAACAACUGAGAAGGCAUGAUUUUAAGACGGAGUUCAGUUCUCGCUGCGUUUUCUUUAAAUACCUUUUUACUAUGCUUGCGGACCAAGGUGUCUUUAGCAUCGGGACAUUUCGAGUUACAAAUCUUGUCGAUGCAGAACGUGAACGGCGAAUUACAGAACGGGCUUUGCUGCGAUGGCUCUCGGAAUGCUGGGGAUAGCAAAUGUGUGAUGGAUGAAUGUGAUACUUAUUUCAAAGUCUGCUUGAAGGAAUACCAGUCCAGAGUUUCUGCAGCAGGGCCUUGCAGCUUUGGAUCCGGAUCUACCCCUGUCAUCGGUGGAAAUACAUUUUCUUUAAAGCACAUCAAGAAUAAAGAAAAAGCCAGGAUUGUAUUGCCUUUCAGCUUUGCUUGGCCGAGGUCCUACACUUUGAUUGUCGAAGCCCUGGAUUUCAACAAUGACACGAACAACGAUGCUGGAGUAAAUGUGAUUGAGAAGGACGUCCACUCGGGUAUGAUCAACCCAAACCGUCAGUGGCAAACUCUAAAACGCAACGGCCCUGUCGGCCAAUUUGAGUACCAGAUUCGAGUAACUUGUGAUGAGCACUACUAUGGCUUUGGAUGCAACAAGUUUUGUCGGCCAAGGGAUGCAUUCUUUGGGCACUAUACCUGUGAUCAAAAUGGCAACAAAACCUGCCUGGAGGGCUGGUCAGGACCGGAUUGCAAUACAGCAAUGUGCCGUCAGGGCUGCAGCAACGAACACGGCAUCUGUAAGCAUCCUGGAGAGUGCAGGUGCCUCUAUGGUUGGCAAGGGCAGUAUUGUGAUAAGUGUAUUCCGCAUCCCGGAUGUGUCCAUGGCACUUGCGUUGAACCAUGGCAAUGUCUCUGUGAAACCAACUGGGGUGGUCAGCUUUGUGACAAAGACCUUAACUAUUGUGGAACUCAUCAACCCUGUUUGAAUGGUGGCACCUGUAGUAAUACAGGACCUGACAAAUAUCAGUGUUCCUGCCCCGAAGGCUAUUUCGGAAUCACCUGUGAAAAGGCGGAGCAUGCUUGUCUCUCAGAUCCCUGCUCUAAUGGAGGAAGUUGUGUAGAAACAAGUUUUGGAUAUGAGUGCCAAUGUGCCCCUGGCUGGGCUGGGCCAUCCUGCAUGACCAAUAUUGACGACUGUGCCCAUAACCCCUGUAAUCAUGGAGGAACCUGCCAAGAUUUGCUUAACGGAUUUAAAUGUGUUUGCCCACCACAGUGGACUGGAAAAACAUGCUUGAUAGAUGCCAAUGAAUGUGACGGCAAUCCUUGCGUGAAUGCCAACUCUUGCCGCAACCUGAUUGGUGGAUACUUUUGUGAAUGUAUGCCAGGAUGGAAUGGUCAAAACUGUGAUACCAAUAUUAAUGAAUGUCAUGGGCAGUGCCAGAAUGGUGGAACCUGCAGGGAUUUGGUUAAUGGCUAUCAUUGUGUCUGUCCACCCGGCUAUGCAGGAGAGCAGUGUGAGAAAGACGUCAAUGAAUGUGCAAGCAACCCUUGUCUGAAUGGAGGUCGCUGCCAGGAUGAAGUCAAUGGAUUCCAAUGCCUAUGUCUUGCUGGUUUCUCUGGAAACCUCUGUCAGUUGGAUAUAGAUUAUUGUGAACCAAACCCUUGUCAGAAUGGAGCGCAAUGUUACAACCUGGCAACAGACUACUUCUGUAGCUGCCCUGAAGACUAUGAAGGAAAAAACUGUUCACAUUUAAAAGACCAUUGCCGCACUACACCAUGUGAAGUAAUUGACAGCUGCACUGUUGCAGUAGCCUCUAACAGCACACCUGAAGGGGUCCGUUACAUCUCCUCAAAUGUAUGUGGGCCGCAUGGAAGAUGCAAGAGUCAAGCAGGGGGCAGAUUUACCUGUGACUGCAAAGAAGGCUUUACUGGAAUUUAUUGCCAUGAGAACAUCAAUGAUUGUGAAAGUAAUCCCUGCAAAAAUGGUGGCACAUGCAUUGACAAAGUGAGCAUUUACCAGUGCAUCUGUGGUGAUGGCUGGGAAGGAGUUCACUGCGAGGCCAACAUCAAUGACUGCAGCGUGAAACCUUGCCACAAUGGAGGCACAUGUCGAGACUUGGUUAACGAUUUUUACUGUGAAUGCAAGAAUGGGUGGAAGGGGAAAACAUGCCACUCCCGUGAAAGCCAGUGCGAUGAAGCUACAUGCAACAAUGGUGGAACUUGCUAUGAUGAGGGAGACACCUUUAAGUGUAUGUGCCCACUGGGGUUGGAAGGUGCUACCUGCAACAUAGCAAAAAACAGCAGCUGCCUGCCAAACCCAUGUGAGAAUGGUGGCACCUGUGUAGUGAGCGGAGAUUCCUUCACUUGUGUAUGCAAAGAAGGCUGGGAAGGAGCUACCUGCACACAGAAUACCAACGACUGCAACCCACAUCCCUGCUACAACAGUGGAACUUGCGUUGAUGGAGACAACUGGUACCGAUGUGAAUGUGCCCCAGGCUUUGCUGGCCCAGACUGCCGGAUAAAUAUCAAUGAAUGCCAGUCUUCUCCAUGUGCAUUUGGAUCUACUUGUGUGGAUGAAAUUAAUAGUUACCGCUGCAUCUGCCCACCUGGUCGUAGUGGCCCAAGAUGUCAAGAAGUUAUUGGAAGGCCUUGUAUCGCCGAUGGUCGUGUCCCAUCAGAUGGCUCCAGGUGGGAGGAAGACUGCAACACAUGCGAGUGCCUAAAUGGAAAAGUCACAUGUACAAAGGUGUGGUGUGGUCCUAAAUCUUGUCGAGUGCACAGUAAGGGUCUCAAUGAGUGCCCUGCUGGACAAACCUGCAUUGCAAUAAAGGAUGACCACUGCUUUGUGCCUCCUUGUGCUGGACUGGGUGAAUGCUGGCCUUCCAAUCAGCCACCAGUUAAAACCAAAUGCCAUCCCAGGUCCAAUUUCCUGGACGACAGCUGCGCAAAUAUCACUUUCACCUUUAAUAAGGAGAUGAUGCCACCAGGGCUCACCACAGAACAUAUUUGCAAUGAGCUGAGGCACCUUUAUGUUGUGAAGAACCUUUCCUUGGAAUAUUCUGUCUACAUGGCCUGUGAACCCUCUCCUUCUGCUAAUAAUGAAAUCCAUGUGGCAAUAUCCACAGACGUCCAGAGACAGGACAGGAAUCCAAUUAAAGACAUAACUGAUAAAAUUAUUGAUCUCGUCAGUAAACAUGAUGGAAACAACACUAUUAUUGGCGGUAUUGCUGAAGUUCGUGUACAGAGGAGAGAACCAGUGAACAAAACUGAUUAUUUGGUGCCAUUGCUAAGCUCUGUUUUCAUUGUCGUUUGGAUCCUUGCCUUGGUCACAGCCUUCUUGUGGUGCAUGCGUAGACGAAGAAAGCAGAGCAGUCACACACACGCAGCAAACGAAGACAACACUACAAACAAUGUACGCGAACAACUCAACCAAAUCAAAAACCCCAUCGAGAAGCACGCGGCGGGCAGUGUCUCCAUUAAAGAAUUUGAAAACAAAAACUCAAUAAUUGCCAAAAUUAGGACGCAUAAUUCAGAAGUAGAAGAAGACAUAGAUAAACACCAGAAGACAAGAUAUACCAAACAGACAACUUACACACUGGUUGACAGAGAAGAUAAAACUCCACACUCUACUCCUGCAAAAAAUCCAAACUGGACAAAUAAACAAGAUAACAGAGACUUAGAAACAGCACAGAGCUUAAAUCGAAUGGAAUAUAUCGUAUAGCAAACAGCAGAGCUGCCGUGCAUAGCCAUUCACUAACAGUGAGGGCUGAGUUUGAAGUUUUUAAACUGGUGUGUAAUAUUUCAGUCUAAAGUUAUUAUUUGCAUAGAAUCCCUGUGUUAAUUUAAGUUUUGACAAGCUGGCUUACACUGGCAAUGAUAAUUGCUGUGGUUGGCUGGAAUACCAAGUGCUGCAUUUCACAUCUAUGCAAAACUAGUUUAAAGUGCCCUCUUAUAAAUCCAGUUGCAGAUGUAUAUGAUUGAUAUGCUUUAAAAGUAUUUAUGAACCGAAAAGACAUUCCUCUAGUGAAAAGGAUUCGCAAAAUGUUUGCAAUAGUCUUUGUUUUUUUUUAGUUGAAUUUUGGCAUUUAUAUGGGCUUUUCUAUUGUGAAUGAACAACUAGUUCUGUAUUUGAAAGUGCCUUUGCAGCUCCAAACCACAGCAGCCAUCAAGAAAAAAAUAUUUAUUUUAUUUUAUAUAUAUAUAUAUAUAUAUAUAUAUAUAUAUAUAUAUAUAUAUAUAUAUAUAUUAUUUUUUUGUUGGAAAGGUGAAAAAUGUCAGCAUUGCUGCCAAAAUGAAGAAUUUAAAGUAUCAAGCAGAACUUUGUGUAGAUAUGUAAAUAUUAUUCUUAUUUCUUUUUUAAUUAAUCACUGUGUAUAUUUGAUUUUAUUAACUUAAUAAUCAAGAGCCUUAAAAUACCAUUCCUUUUUAUUUAUAUGUAUUGUUUAGAUUUGAAGGUUUUGAUAGCUUUGUAAGCUUCCAGCUUCUUUAUUUUUUAUGACAAUUUUGUGUUUCAUGUUGCCUAAAUGCCAAAAGUGUUCUAAAAAGAAUUGUUUAUUUUUUAACAAUAGAAUGGGCAUUUAUGCCUGAACUGUUUUUGUACAACGUCAGAUGUUUGGAACAAUUUCCAUAGUAUAACUUUUGCCAGGACACUUUGUGUAAGUACUUACUAAGGCAUGUGAAAAAAAAAUAUAAUACAAGUAUAAUUUUGCUGCUUUGGGUUUAGAAAACUGAGCGACAGAUGUGUCUGACCAAAAAAACAAAAAAAACUAAGGGAACAACAUAUUAUCUGUAGGUAAAUGGUUUCAUGUUAAAUGAGUGCAGUUUAGAAGAAAGCACAGCAAUGUUUGUUUAAAUGUUAUCGCCCCCCCACCCUCCGCUCUACAAAGAACCAGUUGCAGAUAUGGCUUUUUUCUUUGUUUUUUAAUCUACUGGUUUAACAUGACAAAUUGUAAAAAGCUAGACACUGAAUACUUAAACAGUUAAAUUCCUAUUGAGAUCAAUGUAGAAUCGCCACAAGUUCCACUGCUUGCCUAACUGAGGAAUAGGUGCUUUUGCAGUGAUUUUUUUUUUUUUUUUUUUUUUUUUUUGAAGGCUCUUUUAGCAUGUUAAUCUCAUUCGUUAACCUUUGAGGUCAAGGAGAUACCUUGUGUAUUUUUACUUUAGUGUUACCAACUUAAGAAUGAAUUUGACGUGUUGUUCCUGCCAAUAUUUUUUUUUUGAAAGUAAUAUUUAUUAAAUAUUUUGUAUGAAAACAGGA
Molecule: messenger RNA, 5423 nt
Organism: Polyodon spathula (Mississippi paddlefish)
Lineage: Eukaryota; Metazoa; Chordata; Actinopteri; Acipenseriformes; Polyodontidae
Product: protein jagged-1b-like
Exons: 26
Coding region: 234-3887 (1217 amino acids)
Biological process (GO): multicellular organism development; Notch signaling pathway; cell communication
Cellular component (GO): membrane
Molecular function (GO): calcium ion binding; Notch binding
Source: RefSeq, a predicted model, not a curated record